Sabethes cyaneus is the source of this 1302-nucleotide messenger RNA. Its product is annotated as protein spaetzle-like. Gene Ontology annotation, cellular component: extracellular region. Lineage: Eukaryota; Metazoa; Arthropoda; Insecta; Diptera; Culicidae. The record is from RefSeq and is a predicted model, not a curated record. Gene Ontology annotation, molecular function: growth factor activity; Toll binding. The transcript has a single exon. The coding region runs from base 294 to 974 and encodes 226 amino acids. Gene Ontology annotation, biological process: regulation of Toll signaling pathway; innate immune response; central nervous system formation.
UGAGAGGCACAGUCAGUGCUAAUCGUUUAUAUUGAUUAUAAAUUAUACAUAGUAAGCAGAUUUGCACGUUUAUAAACACGAAGAACUACUAUACUCAAAAAUAAAGGUUUUGAUUUUACUAGUAUCACUGUGUGCGUUGUUUUACUCAGCCAAUAGCUUGAGUCGUUGAUCAAACCGAGAAGUGACAUCACUUGCUAAAAAGAAUUAGCUGCACGGGAAGAUGCAGUGUGUAUCAAAUUGAGCAGUAUUGUUAAAUUAAAGUGCGGCUUAAGUAUUAUAAAACUCUGUAGAAUAUGGUUUGGAGGAUUCCAUGGAUUUUCUUGCGGCUGUGGAGCGGUUUGUUCUUCUUUACUGUUCAUGUGAAUUUGUCUUCCGACUACCGGCCACUGGUGAGAUCACGAGAUGGGCAAUCAACAAAUCAGUCUACUGGCGCUAUUCCGUUGGACUUUGUCUUCCCCAAUGAAGUGUUUAACAGAAUGGUCGGUGUAGAGUGUCGACCGGAUUUUCCCAUUUGUACAAAUAUGGCAGACUAUCCACAGCAGCUGGUUGACGAGAUAGUUUCCCGCCAUGAGCAUCGAUACGCCGAAUUUUUCGGAAACGACGUAGUGAUUGACAGUGAAGAAGAGAUACAGCAGCGGUUCGAUACAUCCGACGAUGAGUUUCUUUGUGAUAGCGAAGAAAAGCUGGUUCAUCCCAAGAGUGGCUAUAAUACGGGCGAAAAGUUGGUAAUGAUCGUCAAUACCCCUAAUUAUGCACAAGGAGUCCGCAUAGAAUUGUGUCGCAAUCCAGAAGAAUCAUGCUUUAAGCUAGAAUAUCUCACUUCGUUGUUCAGGACAAGUUGUAAGCAACUAUACAGCUAUCGUACGCUGCUGGCCAUUAAUCCGACGACUAAGCAUCCCUACAAAGAAUCCUUCAGGCUUCCAUCCUGUUGUAAAUGCGUAAUUCAAACAUCUCGUAACAUGAAUCUAAAUUAAUUAUUUCCUGACGAAUUUCACGUUUGAUAAGAUAAACCAAGUUUGUAUUUAAACGAUUUAAAAAGGUGUCAAGUGAUAUAAAAUUAUUAAUAAGAUUUGUUAAUAUUGCCUACAAGUUCAGUGAAUAUUACAUAAAACUUCAUAAUCAACCAGCAUAUUCCAUUGAAUAUUUUAUGACUCGAUGUUGCUUUCAUUAUUCAUAUUCAAUUUAAAAUUAGGAAGAUUUAUAUUAAGCGGAGAAAAUGUAUUAGAUAAAUAAACAGAUUUAGAUAUAAAUAUAAUUUUUUUUCUCCCAAGGUCUGUCCUCCAGGCACACUAAGGUUUAGUA